AUGAUCCCAACCAUGAAGCAGUGGAGGCAGCUGGUUCUGGUGGUGAUGCUGGCCUGGCUCCUCAUCUUCCUGGCCCUGCUCUCCCACUUCCUGGACCCCCGGGAUGUGGAUCUCCGCUCGCCCUCCUCGCUCACCCACACCGAGACCCGCCGUCUGGCCUCCAUCCAGGGUAGUACAUCGGGCAUCAGGGCUUCUCCUCUUGGGGUGUCAUCCUCAUCUUCCCCCGCCAACCAGGAUCCCAGCCACAGCCGACAGGGAAAACAGGAGGCCCUGGAGCUGAGCCAGAAUGGUGACUCGGUGUUCUGGAAAAAGGUGAGCGACCAGGAGGAGGGGGUGGAUCAGGAAAGGGAAGAGAAGAUAAGGAGGGAGAGACUGAGAAGGAGGAGGAGGAAAGGGAGCAUGUCCAGGGCUGAGCAGCGGGGCAGAGACGGCUACUAUUUAUCCCAGUCCAAGGCAGUGGUCCAGCAGCUGCGAAGGGGCAUUGCCUCAGUGGGAAUGCUCGCUCCACACCUGCAGAAGUCCAUGAGGGACUACCUGAAUCUCAACAGGCACCAUGUGGCCUACAGGGGGCUGCGCAGGGGUAGGCAGAGCGGGAGGGAGGUACUCUGUGAACUGAAGGAGCAGGCCAGGUUGAGGACACUGGAUGGGACAGAGCAACCCUUCUCUGGGCUGGCCUGGGACAGGCUAGUGCCCACACGACCUCUGGAGCAGCUUUGGGGCCAGGGGUCAAAGUUCAAGUCGUGUGCGGUGGUCACCUCGGCCGGGGCUAUCCUCAACUCUUCCCUAGGGAGAGAAAUUGAUUCCCAUGAGGCUGUGCUUCGCUUCAACGCUGCUCCUACAGAGGGCUAUGAGAAUGACGUGGGCAACAAGACCACCAUCCGCAUCAUCAACUCUCAGAUCCUGGCCCGGCCCAGGCAUCGCUUCACCACCAGCUCUUUGUAUAAGGGUAUGACACUGGUGGCCUGGGAUCCUGCACCGUACUCUGUGGACCUGCCCAGGUGGUACAGGAACCCAGACUAUGACCUGUUCACCCCGUACGAAGAACGCCGGCGGCUCCACCCCACACAACCGUUCUACAUCCUCCACCCCAAGUUUAUCUGGCAGCUGUGGGACGUGAUCCAGGGGAACACCCAGGAGAACAUCCAGCCUAACCCCCCAUCCUCUGGGUUCAUAGGCAUCGUCCUGAUGAUGUCGCUGUGUGAGGAGGUCCAUGUCUAUGAGUACAUCCCCUCUCUGCGUCAGACAGACCUGUGCCACUACCACGAGCACUACUACGACGCCGCCUGCACCCUUGGGGCGUACCAUCCCCUGCUCUUUGAGAAGCAAAUGGUCCAGAGGAUGAACAGCGCCACCCAGCACGACCUCAAAACCAAGGGCAAGGUCACGCUCUCGGGGUUCAGCGCGGUCAACUGUGGGCCCUGA
Molecule: messenger RNA, 1422 nt
Organism: Salvelinus namaycush (lake trout)
Lineage: Eukaryota; Metazoa; Chordata; Actinopteri; Salmoniformes; Salmonidae
Product: beta-galactoside alpha-2,6-sialyltransferase 2-like
Exons: 5
Coding region: 1-1422 (473 amino acids)
Molecular function (GO): sialyltransferase activity
Source: RefSeq, a predicted model, not a curated record